UCAUGGUGUACCACCCAGAGUUUGAGCAUGCAGGUCAGAAGGCGGGACUUCAGGUGUGGCGGGUGGAGAAAAUGGAGCUUGUUCCUGUUACUGAGAAUCUCCAUGGAGGGUUUUUCACCGGAGAUGCUUACCUUGUUCUUCAUACUAUUAAGAACCGCAACGGAGCCAUGCAGUACGAUCUGCACUAUUGGCAAGGCUCAGAGUGCUCACAGGAUGAGAGUGGCGCAGCAGUCAUCUUUACAGUGCAGAUGGAUGACUAUCUACAUGGGUUGCCAAUCCAGUAUCGCGAAGUUCAGGGCCAUGAGUCCAGUACCUUCACCGGGUACUUCAAGAAAGGACUCAAGUACAUGAAAAGGGGCGUGGCAUCAGGGUUCAACCAUGUGGUGACCAAUGACGUGGAAGUUCAGAGGCUGCUGCAAGUAAAAGGUCGACGCGUCGUCAGAGCAACAGAGGUUCCUGUGACCUGGGACAGUUUCAACAAGGGAGACAGUUUUAUACUGGACCUGGGAGAGGAAAUCAUCCAGUGGUCGGGUUCCCAUAGCAACCGCUUUGAAAAACUGAAGGCCACAAUGGUGUCUAAAGGUAUCCGUGACGAUGAGCGGUGUGGCAGAGCAAAACUGAUUGUUUGUGACGAUGGUUCGGAGCCAGAAAGGAUGUUGGAGAUCCUUGGGGAGAAACCGGAGCUUCCUGAAGCUCACAGUGAUGAUACCAAAAUGGAUUCUGCUAACAGGAAACUGGCAAAACUUUACAAGGUGUCCAAUGCAGAUGGAGACAUUGAGGUUACCUUGACAGCAGAGGAAAAUCCAUUUCCUCAGUCUACACUGCAGUCCUGCGAGUGUUACAUCCUGGACAAUGGAGCAAAUGGACAAAUCUUUGUCUGGAAAGGAAAGGAUGCAAACAAUGAGGAGCGUCAUGCUGUUCUGAAGAGCUCAGAGCAGUUCAUUCACAAGAUGAACUACCCGGCACACACGCAGGUUCAGGUCCUUCCUGAGCAUGGAGAGACUCCGCUCUUCAAACAGUUCUUUAAAGACUGGAGGGACUCUGAUGACACUGUCGGCAUGGGAACGGCCUAUGUAGCUAAUCAGAUUGCAAAUAUAGAGAAGGUUCAAUUUGAUGUGUCAAAGCUCCACGAUUCAGAUGCAAUGUCAGCACAGUAUGGGAUGGUUGACCAAGGAGAUGGGGAGAAAAAGAUCUGGCGUAUUGAAGGAUCUGACAAAGUUCCUGUUGAUUCAUCAGUCCUUGGACAGUUCUAUGGAGGAGACAGUUACAUCAUCCUGUAUGAGUACCAUCACAACCACAGAAAGGGUCACAUCAUCUACAUAUGGCAGGGGGCAGAGUCUAGCCAGGAUGAGAUUGGAGCAUCAGCCAUCUUGGCUGUCCAGCUGGAUGAUGAACUAGGAGGAAGUGCUGUUCAGGUGAAUGUGGGUCAGGGAAAAGAGCCUGACCACCUCAUGAGCCUGUUUGGGGGCCAACCAAUGGUGGUGUACAAAGGUGGGACUUCCAGAGAGGGCGGCCAAUCAGUGGAGGCAGAUACACGCCUUUUCCAGGUUCGCUCCAAUCCUGCAGGCCACACCAGAGCUGUGGAGGUGGAACCGGCUGCUUCUUGUCUUAACUCCAGUGGUUUCCUCCUGGUCUCCUCCUCUGGAUGUUGGAUGUGGACAGGGAGGAGCAGCAGCUGUGUUGAGGCACAGGGGGCUGAGAAACUGGCUGGAAUUCUGCAAGUUACCCCCAACCAGUUGAAGGAGGGGGAUGAGGAAGAUGCAUUCUGGGAUGCGUUGGGGGGGAAGGAAGACUAUUGUCGUACAACAAGACUGUUGUCAUGCAAGAAUAACUUUGAAGCUCAUCCUCCUCGCCUGUUUGCGUGCUCCAACAAGACUGGAAAUUUCCUGAUGGAGGAGGUUCCAGGUGAGCUGACACAGGAUGACCUCGCUACUGAUGAUGUCAUGAUAUUGGAUACCUGGGACCAGGUGUUUGUUUGGAUCGGAGAUGAUGCCAGGCAGGAGGAGAGGACGGAGGCAGCAGCCUCAGCUGUCAAGUACAUUGAGAGUGACCCCGCCGACAGAGACCCUCGUACUCCCACAGUGAUGGUGAAACAGGGUUUUGAACCGCCCACUUUCACCGGCUGGUUCCUUGGCUGGAACCAUGAAUACUGGACAGACGACCUGCUGGAGCGAUUCACCAAGGGCCUGUGAUAGAGUGACAUCACUUCUCUGAGUUUGACUGCUGUGCUCUUAUUAAUAAUAAACAAAGCUUGUCAGUUUGCCCCAAAACA
Messenger RNA from Labrus bergylta (ballan wrasse), 2272 nucleotides. Lineage: Eukaryota; Metazoa; Chordata; Actinopteri; Labriformes; Labridae. The record is from RefSeq and is a predicted model, not a curated record.